Plasmodium gonderi is the source of this 969-nucleotide messenger RNA. RefSeq names its product variable surface protein. The coding region runs from base 1 to 969 and encodes 322 amino acids. The record is from RefSeq and is a predicted model, not a curated record. Lineage: Eukaryota; Apicomplexa; Aconoidasida; Haemosporida; Plasmodiidae. The transcript is spliced from 4 exons.
AUGCCCAGAAAAAAUGAUGAAAGCAAUUUCAAUUUUACGGGUUUAUACCCCGAAUGUAGAAAUGAAUUUGAUCAAUGUAGUUCGAAAAUGCAUGGGCUCUUAUAUACUUCGUAUUCAGCGAUUUGUAGUGAUUUUAGAAAUAAUAUAAAUGCACGUUUAAGCGCUAAUUGGAAGAUAGAAGUAAUUUGCAUACAACUUCUUUUUUAUUUACAUGAUAUAAUUAAAAAAAAGCAUGAACUAAACGAUAAUAUAAAGGCACGUUGUAAUUAUUUCUAUUACAAACUACUAUAUAUAGUUAAAAAAUAUGGAGGUGGGUGUGGAAAAGGCGAUGAGUGCUACAAAUAUUUUACCGAUAUUGAUGAAAAAACAUUAGAAAUAAUGGAAUAUCUAGAUGAAAUAUAUAACCUGAUAAAUGAAUUUACAAUUUCGCAUAAUAGGACCACUGAUAAAACGCAUAAAUUUAAAUGGUGGAUAGAAAAAUUAGAAAAUCAUCCUUAUAAAAAUGAAAGCAAUCUUAAUGAAGAACUCGCAAAAAUUAUUCUAAAAUGUGAAGAGUAUAGAAAAAAUUGGAACGAUAAACGUUUUGACUAUUGGGCCGCACUUCUCUUAACUGAUAGUUGGAUGAACACAAGAAAAAUGAGUCUCAAUAGGAAAGCUUCAGAAACAACAAAAAGUAUUGAGGAACACACAGAAUCCUUGGAAACCAAAAGAGUAGGUGCUCAACCUUUAAUGAACACUGUAGCAGAUGAUGUAAAAAAUACAGGAAUUAGUAUUGGAACGGUUUUUAUAACUUUUUCAAUAUUAAUAAUAAUUUUUAUAUUGUAUAAGUAUACCCCUUAUUACUCAUUUAUAAAACCAAGAGUACACAAAUUAAGAAAAAAAUUGAAAAAAAUAACAAAAAUGAUCUGGGCCUUAUGGACAAAUUUGAUUUUGAAUACAAAAAUUCAUUUGAUGGGAGUUAUAAAAUAG